AUGGGGGACAAGCCGCCCUACCCUGAGCGCCCUGCAGCCCCAGAGCCGCCUGCGGGCCUGGAGGAUUCCCCAGACGCAGAUCAGCACCCUGACCAAGGCUUCCUUUACCCCCAGCCUGCGGGCCUGGAGGAACAGCUGCAGAUGCCCUUUAGCCCCCAGCAGGAGCUCUGGACCAGUCACCCCAACUUCACACAGAUGACCCAGGCCUUCCAGGCCUCCGAAACCCAGCGGGAUGGUGUGGGGUACCCCAUCCAGGGCGUCCUGCAGCCCCAGGGGUACCAGCCCUAUCCCUAUAUGGAUGGAGGCGGAGCCAGGAGCCAAGGCAUCCUGCUGCAGCACCUGGAACAGGAUCCCAGCCACCUCUUCCAGCGCCUGGACACCGCUUACCAGGACCUGCGCCCUGACCUCCUGGACCCGUUCUACCCCCGAGAGGACCUGCCGCUGGAGAGCCCCCAGCAUGGGCCCUACAUGAGGGACGACCCCACGCUUCACUACUCCUCCUCUGACCUGGGCUUCAUCUAUAACCUGGAGGUGCCGGAGCCCGAGCCUCGGGAGCUGGCAGUGCAGAACGCCAAGGCCUACCUGCUGCAGACCAGCGUCAAAUGCGACCUCAGCCUGUAUGAGCACUUGGUGAACCUACUGACCAAGAUCUUGAACCAGCGACCCGAAGACCCUCUGACCAUCCUGGAACCACUGAACCGCACCACACAGUGGGAGUGGUUUCACCCCAAGCUGGACACACUGCGAGAUGACCCUGAGAUGCUGGCUACAUAUGAGAUGGCGGAGAAGCAGAAGGCACUGUUCAUCCGUAGCAGUGGCGGUGGUGAGGGUGAACAGGAGAUGGAAGAGGAGGUGAUGGAUGCGCCUGUGCCCAACAUCAUGGAGACGGCCUUCUACUUCGAGCAGGCAGGCAUCGGCCUGGGCUCGGAUGAGAGUUUCCGCAUCUUCCUGGCCUUCAAGCAGCUGGUGGAGCAGCAGCCCAUCCUCACCUGCCGCUUCUGGGGCAAGAUCCUGGGCCUCAAGCGCAGCUACCUGGUGGCCGAGGUGGAAUUCCGGGAAGGCGAGGAGGAGGGCGAGGAAGAGGAGGAGGCAGAGGAGCCAACGGAGGGCGGCGACCUCCUGGAGGCGCACGAGGAGGAGGACGAGGAGGAUGAGGAGAAGGCGGUGGACAAGGUCCCCAAACCUACGUGGAAGCCGCCACCCACGGUCCCCAAGGAGGAGAGCCGCUCGGGCGCCAACAAGUACCUGUACUUCGUGUGCAACGAGCCGGGCCUGCCGUGGACGCGCCUGCCGCACGUGACGCCGGCACAGAUCGUGCACGCGCGCAAGAUCCGGAAGUUCUUCACCGGCUACCUGGACGCGCCGGUGGUCAGCUACCCGCCCUUCCCGGGCAACGAGGCCAACUACCUGCGCGCACAGAUCGCCCGCAUCUCGGCCACCACGCACAUCAGCCCGCUGGGCUUCUACCAGUUUGGAGAGGAAGAGGGCGACGAGGAGGAGGAGGGCGGCGCGGGGCGCGAGUCGUUCGAGGAAAACCCGGACUUCGAGGGCAUCCCCGUGGGCGAGCUGGUGGACUCCAUGGCCAACUGGGUGCACCACACCCAGCACAUCCUGCGACAGGGCCGAUGCACCUGGGUGAAUCCUCUGCAGAAGACAGAGGAAGAGGAGGAACUGGGGGAAGAGGAAGAAAAGGCGGAUGAGGGGAUGGAGGAGAUGGAGCAGGAGGUUGGUCCCCCACUCCUGACACCACUCUCAGAAGAUGCAGAAAUCAUGCACCUUUCGCCCUGGACUGCUCACCUGUCCUGCAGUUUCUCCUCGCAGUACUCGCUGGCCGUGGUGCGCUCCAAUCUCUGGCCCGGGGCUUAUACCUACGCCAUUGGCAGAAAAUUCGAGAACAUCUAUAUUGGCUGGGGCCACAAGUACAGCCCCGAGAACUUCAACCCGGCCUUGCCAGCACUUGUUCAGCAGGAGUACCCCAGUGGGCUCGAGAUCAUGGAGAUGAACGACCCCACGGUGGAGGAGGAGCAGGCCCUCAAGGUGGCCCAGGAGCAGGCGCUGGCAGCUGCAGAGAUUGAAGAGGAGGAUGAGGAGGAAGAGGAGGAUGAGGAGGAAGAUGACUGA
Molecule: messenger RNA, 2121 nt
Organism: Elephantulus edwardii (Cape elephant shrew)
Lineage: Eukaryota; Metazoa; Chordata; Mammalia; Macroscelidea; Macroscelididae
Gene: RSPH6A
Product: radial spoke head 6 homolog A (Chlamydomonas)
Exons: 6
Coding region: 1-2121 (706 amino acids)
Biological process (GO): axoneme assembly; cilium assembly; cilium movement involved in cell motility
Cellular component (GO): axoneme; radial spoke
Source: RefSeq, a predicted model, not a curated record